AUGAUGUUCCCGGGCCUCCUCAAGCCCCCCGCCGGGUACCCCAGCCUCCUGCGCCCCACUCCCACCUUAACGCUGCCCCAGUCCCUGCAGUCGGCAUUUUCCGGCCACUCGAGCUUCCUAGUGGAAGAUCUCAUCCGCAUCAGUCGUCCCCCUGCGUACCUGCCCCGCAGCGUUCCCCCGGCCGGCAUGUCGCCGCCCAGACCCGGGCCCCCCUCGACCCUCCCCGACUCCGGCGCCUCCGAUCUAGGCUCCCCGUGUGCGGGCAGCCGGCGGGGCGCCUCUCCGCAGACGUCCGUCUCCCCAGCCAGCGAGCCCACCUUUCUGAAGUUUGGGGUGAACGCUAUUCUUUCCUCGGCUCCCAGAACCGAAACGCCCCCUGCCUUGCUGCAGAGCGUCCCUCCCAAGACCUUCGCCUUUCCCUACUUUGAAGGCUCCUUCCAGCCCUUCAUCAGAUCUUCUUAUUUCCCAGCAUCCUCCAGCGUGGUGCCCAUCCCCGGUACCUUCUCCUGGCCGCUGGCAGCUCGCGGCAAGCCUCGCAGGGGCAUGCUGCGCCGGGCUGUAUUCUCCGACGUGCAGCGCAAGGCGUUGGAGAAGAUGUUCCAGAAGCAGAAGUACAUCAGCAAGCCCGACCGCAAGAAGCUGGCGGCCAAGUUGGGCCUGAAAGACUCACAGGUGAAAAUCUGGUUCCAGAAUCGACGCAUGAAGUGGCGCAACUCCAAGGAGCGCGAACUUCUGUCCAGUGGGGGCUGCCGCGAGCAGACCCUUCCCACCAAACUCAACCCGCACCCUGACCUCAGCGACGUGGGCCAGAAGGGCCCUGGAGACGACGAGGAGGAAGAGGAGGGUCGGGGCAGCCCGCGCCACCGCCUGGCUUACCACGCGUCCCCGGACCCUCGGCACCUCCCGGAUCCCCGGCUCGAGGGGGUGCUGCCCCCUUCCCCCGCGCACUCGAGUAGUCCCGGCAAACCUUCGGACUUCUCCGACUCUGAGGAGGAGGAGGACGACGGCGAGGACGAGGAGAUAACUGUGUCCUAA
Messenger RNA from Sorex araneus (European shrew), 1035 nucleotides. RefSeq names its product developing brain homeobox 1 (gene DBX1). Gene Ontology annotation, biological process: cell differentiation in spinal cord; regulation of transcription by RNA polymerase II. Lineage: Eukaryota; Metazoa; Chordata; Mammalia; Eulipotyphla; Soricidae. The coding region runs from base 1 to 1035 and encodes 344 amino acids. The record is from RefSeq and is a predicted model, not a curated record. Gene Ontology annotation, molecular function: DNA-binding transcription factor activity, RNA polymerase II-specific; DNA binding. The transcript is spliced from 4 exons.